This is a messenger RNA of Mytilinidion resinicola, 1824 nucleotides long. Its product is annotated as cysteine proteinase. NCBI's taxonomy places the organism in Eukaryota, Fungi, Ascomycota, Dothideomycetes, Mytilinidiales, Mytilinidiaceae. The record is from RefSeq and is a predicted model, not a curated record. Bases 152 to 1807 code for a protein of 551 amino acids. The transcript has a single exon. Gene Ontology annotation, cellular component: cytoplasm. Gene Ontology annotation, molecular function: calcium-dependent cysteine-type endopeptidase activity. Gene Ontology annotation, biological process: proteolysis.
UUUACACUAAGAAAGUAUAAGUACUUCCUCAAAUACCCUCAAAUGCUUUCACUUCAGAUCACAUUAAGAGCUCUUGUUACUACCACUCCUCAUAUCUCCAUCCAAUUCAAAUUCGUUACAACUCCGCAAUAUCCUCUCGCACCAUCUCAACAUGUUGAACAACAAAGACUCCAAGGCCAACAACCCCCCAAUUGGCUCCAUAGAUCCAUACAUCCUCGCCGAAGCGCUCAUCGGCCGCAAGAUUGACAGAAAUCCAUUCACCCCGGCGUCGACCAUCAACGCCGAUAUUCAGUCCGGCUAUGAUGACCUCGUCGAUGUGAAGCAUGAUGCCGUGCUUUCCGUCAAAGGUCCAGAACCGGACGAGCCGCCCAAGAGCGUUCACGUCGGCUGUAUCAACCCAUAUGCCUUGGUUGAGGCGCUUCUUGGUCGGAAGAUCGACAAAUGCUCCAUGAACUCGGUGCGGAUCAUCUCCGAUGUUCUACAGACUGAUUACGAUGAGCUCUUCGACCUUAAGCACAAUCCUUGCCUUUACGCCGGACUGAGGCUCAACGAAGAUGACCGAAACGCGGAAGAGCUGGAUGAGAAGGACAUGAAGAUCCUGAAUGAGGAGGAUCUCGAGACUCCCGACCUCUCCCAGGUCCGGACGACCGAGGACCUUGAAAAGCUCGGGAUGAAGGACAUUCUGCAAACCCAGGUCAAGAUGGCCCGUAUGCAGAAUGGCAAGCUCCGCCUGGUUUUGCACGCUCAUGACAUGGGCAAGACGGUGUCCAACAGCGAGGUCACCAUGACGCUCAACGAGUUGGCUCUUCCGUUUAGAAUGGAAAAGGGCCAGUGGACCCCACCCAACGGCUCUUGGCAGGACAUGUACCAGGGCUGGUAUGAUGCCAGGCGCAUGAUCAAUCGGUUUGAUAAGUUCCAUAUCGGAGAGCCAUUUGGCAUCGGGGAGAGGCUCCAUAUGGGACGCGGCUUGCACAACAACUGCUCCAGGAACAAAUUUGACGACCCUGUCCAGGGAGCGGUUGGCAACAGUUGGCUCAUCGCAGCAAUCUUCUCCGUGUUCUGGGCCAACCCUUCGAUCAUCAAUCGCCGCACACAGCAUUCUUCAGCCCAUCCAGAGCAGAGCCACGACGAAAAGAGGGACCAGGAUGAAAGGAAGCGCCGCGUCUUCGCCGUCAAGUUCCACGACAAAGGGGGAGACAAUAAUGCCCCAACCGCCACCGUGGAGGUCAACUACGAGAUUCCCGUCAACAAUUCGGACCACGAACCCAUCUAUGCCCGCGCGAGCGAUGGGUGCGAGAUCUGGCCCAUGCUAUACGAGAAGGCUUUCGCCAAGUGGGUGACGGGCACGUCGUCGGACCGUCCCGACAUCACCCAAACCCACAACGGCGACCCGAUCAAAGCCAUGGCGCAGAUCAACGGCAGGGAGCCACAGUACUUCCUCACCGAGGACCGCCCCGCGCAUGAGCUCAUCGGGUUGGUCCGAUCCUGCUCCGUCAACUUCAAAACCAUCAACCCGAUGUGCGCCUACACCCAUGCCUCCGGAAACAUCUUCCGUGGAAGCAACCUCGUAGCUAACCACGCCUAUUCCGUCUUGGGCUGGUCCGCUGUCGGGCAGAAGCAGUACCUCAUAUUGCGAAACCCGUGGGGCGUCACUGAGCCCGUCAGCUUGACCAGCUCCCCAGGCCUCCUGACCCAAGUCGAGCCACAGCUCUGGCGUCCGGCUUCCCUCCUCGAUCACGGGGGCGUGUUGGCUCUAGAGGCGUCGGCCUUCAAAGAGUACUUUUGCUGUAUCGGUACGGCGAAGUAAAAGCGAAGUGGGAUUUU